ACAGCUCACUGACUGCGACUAGAAUUUUUCUUGAUUUGGAUUUAGUUUAGUAUUAAUUAUUCAAGAUUCUCGAACUUUUUCACCCUGGAAUCAAAAUGAGAGAGAGAGAGAGAGAUAGAGGAGAAGAAUAGGCGGAGAUGGGCAAACGGGAUGGAGAAGGGAAAGCAAACAUAAGAACAAUCUUAGUUUUCGCGUCAGUAAGUAUGGAAAGUAAAUACGAGAGUUACUUAUGCCUUUGUAUUUCUGGCAAGAUAGAUGUUGAAUGAGCGAGUGUACGUUUCUUUAGGGCGUCAUCCAGUUGUUUCAGGGUAAGGUACUGAUGAAUUUAGAAAGGUUUUGUUUAUACUAUGGCUCAGAUCUUGACCUGCCGGGCUGUGAUGCUACCUGCAGGUAUCACUAACAGUCUGAGUGAUCAUACCAUCUACCAGGAGGUUUGAUCUCGACGGGACCACGAGGGUGAUAACUCCCGGAAUCGACUACAGGUGGGUAGGCUACAGGUAGCAGCAACAGUAGUAGUAGCAGCAGCAGCAGUAAUAACAGGAGCAGCAGCAGCAACAACAUCGUUGACCAAGUAUAACAUGUUAGUGACAGUGUUGUUUUCCUCCCAAGUGAAGGUUGCGGAGCGUGUGAUGGUGUGGGCAACAGGCGCCCCCCGUGAGAGGCGGGCUGGGGCACACACCCCCUGCGGCUGCUCCCCGCCUCGUGACCCUACACCACCUGCCAAGUGAUGAACCGCUGGCCGGAGGGGCUCUACCAGAGCGUCCUCGGCGUUGAUGGCCCCUCACACAACAUCAGACGCAACCGCUUGCGGGCACUCAAUGGCGCUGUACCCGCUGCCUUCGGCAGUCAUCCGACUCCUACAGACCCAGACCGAGAGAACACUGAUGACUCCGGGAUGGGCGCCGACCUGGAGGGUGAAGACCGCGAGGGCGGGGCCAAAAUGGCUAGUGACGAUGACGAGGAAGAGGACGAGGACGAGGAGGAGGAGGAGGAGGAGGAGGAACCCAAGACUAGGAGGACUAGCAGUGCUGGCACCGAACGGCAACGCCGACCCUCUUACACCUGCUACCAUGGGGCACCGCUGCCUCGUGGAGCGGCACCCAGGGUGGCACGGAGGGCCCGACCCCGCCCUCUUCGUAAUCUAGACAUGCUGCAACUGGCCGCCGGGGCCACCGUCAUGCUGGCACCCCUCACUCCAGAGCUUCUCAGGUAACUUACACUCAAACCAGCCUGCCACAGGCACUGGUCAGGCAUCAUGUGGAGCAUGCGGUACUGCGGGCUUACACUACACAAAGUUAUGGUCUCACAUUGCAGAAUUAGUUCAGGGAUUAUUACGGUACUAUCCUUUUUUUAG
This is a messenger RNA of Cherax quadricarinatus, 1354 nucleotides long. NCBI's taxonomy places the organism in Eukaryota, Metazoa, Arthropoda, Malacostraca, Decapoda, Parastacidae. The record is from RefSeq and is a predicted model, not a curated record.